AUGGAUGAAAUAUUUGAUAGGAAUGAUGGAGAUAUUAAUUGUGAAAUGGAAAGUGUUGUAGAAUCAUUCAAGGGAUGUCCAAAAAAUGGAUGGAAUUCAGUAUUGGAUCAAUAUUCGUAUAAAGUUUAUGCUAAUUUGUGGAUUAAUUAUCCUAAACUGAGAGAAAUAUUUGCGAAAUCAUUGAUAGUGUUUGUUCCAGUAGAAGUGAUUGUGAACUAUGAUCAAUUUUUUAGAUUAAUUAAUAAGGGAGAAAUCUCAAUGAAUCAACUGAAAUUUAUUCGAAUUCAAGGGGAUAGAACUCGAGAAUUAAAAUUGGAAAUAGGGAAUGAAUCUUUCUUACUGGUUGAUGUUAAGAAAUACACAACAUUAGGCAAUAGACAAGCCCGUUUAAGGAGAUGGCAAGAACUUAAUUCCAAUGCCAAAUUUGGAAUCGUUAUUCAAAGUCUCAUUAGUUUCGAUCAUCCUUUUGAAUUUUCUGAAUAUGAAUUCUUUGAUUCGAUUGGAAUUAUCAAAGAAUAUUUAACCCAUAAGGCAUCAAAGGAAUUGCGAAUUGUUUUCAUGUUUACAAUGGCCGAUUUACUAUAUGAAAAAUCAACUUUCCAAUCCAAGAAUUUGAAAGAACCCACUAGAGAUCGAAUAGAAUUGAAACAUAUUGGAAAUAUGAAUAAGGAACGAGAUUUGAUUAAUUCAGUUCUUGACUUUUAUCAAAACGUGUUUGAGACUUUCAGAGAGAAUGAAAAAUUCGAGUAUCAUAUUAUUAAUAAUCUGUCCACUGAUGAAUCAUAUCAAGCACUGAUAGAAUCGAAUAAGGAAAACGAUGAUCCAACCAAGCAGGUCAUUAUUUCUAGAUCAUUGAUAAGGCGUUCGCUGGGAGUUUUAUACAAAAUGAUUGGUCAAUCACAAUUAUCAGAUGAAGUUGAAAUUGAUAUUGGUGAUGAUAUGGAUGAUGAUCCAAUCCAACCAGUUACUCAUCAAUCAAGUGGAGGAUAUGAUCCAGAAUUUGAAGAAAUGAAGAAGAAAUUCAAAAAACCAACUGGUGCCUCAGAAGGUUGUGUUAAUUGCAUUAUGAAGGAAUAUAUGAAGACUAAAGCUAACACUGAAAAGUUUGGUAUUGGUGCUAAUCCUGACAAUGUAAGCUAUGAGCUUUUACAAUUCAACUCUUCCUGGGCCUUCAAAGAAGACAAUUUCGAGAGUCAUUUUGAUUUAGAGUUAUAUGUUUUUGUUGGAUAG
Molecule: messenger RNA, 1230 nt
Organism: Naegleria gruberi
Lineage: Eukaryota; Heterolobosea; Eutetramitea; Acrasida; Naegleriidae
Exons: 2
Coding region: 1-1230 (409 amino acids)
Source: RefSeq, a predicted model, not a curated record